AUGAAACAAUUGCUUCUCUGCCUCGGGAUUUGGACUGUCUUUGAGGAACAGCUGAAAGCAAUCAAACCGCUUGUUGGGUUUGGCAACUUUUCCAUACGUACCAUUUUCCCAUUCAUGCACCUGCUCAAUGCCAGUGAUAGAUCUUCUGAAAACGCAUCUGGUGAGCUGCCUUAUGUUUCAACCUACUAUUGUCCAUUCUUGAUUCAGCUUGUCCAGCUGUAUAUACAUGCAAUGGCCGAUCCUGCAAUUGGAGUGGCCUCAUUUUAUCCGUCGGAAGCGCGUCUUCGAAUCGCACUCACCUGCUCCUCCCCGCUCCUGCAGUCCACGACAUUGAGAGACAGUCACGACUGCGGCAUCCUCCUACAGCACAAGAUCGAGAUGUUGGAGGAGGUUGAGCGCUGCUUCGUCCACAUUGAUUACCAGAUGCGCCUGCACGACGACCAUGAUCCAGAGGUGCCGAUCGAUGCCAAGUUGUAUGGUGGGCUUUGCCGCAGUUCUCCACGCGCCGAGGGUGCGAAACUGGCGUUCCAAAGGACGCGCGGUGCCAGAGCCGAGGAGUGGGGAGAUGAGGAGUUAACGCCGUGCGCAGAGCUGUCCGGAGACCGCCCUUGA
This is a messenger RNA of Durusdinium trenchii, 612 nucleotides long. NCBI's taxonomy places the organism in Eukaryota, Dinophyceae, Suessiales, Symbiodiniaceae. The record is from the annotation of a GenBank genome assembly.